This is a messenger RNA of Oryzias latipes (Japanese medaka), 2234 nucleotides long. RefSeq names its product riboflavin transporter 2. Gene Ontology annotation, cellular component: plasma membrane. The record is from RefSeq and is a predicted model, not a curated record. Lineage: Eukaryota; Metazoa; Chordata; Actinopteri; Beloniformes; Adrianichthyidae. Gene Ontology annotation, molecular function: riboflavin transmembrane transporter activity. Gene Ontology annotation, biological process: riboflavin transport.
UGUAGUAAGCGGAAGUAGAAUGAAGUCGAAAGAGUGAAGGAGGGGGCGCCAGGUGUGACUGUUACAAAAAGGAGGCUGACAACAGAAGGGAGGUCUCCGUGAAGACGGUCCGUUCCUGCUGGCUGGACGGAAGGAGAGACGAUCUUUGUUCCGGUCCGAAUCUACCGUCAGAAGCCGGCGGUGAGGACUCUUCCUCUGAGCCAAACUGAAACUCGGAGGCGUUCAACUUCAACGUGCUUUGUGGAUGUCCCGCUGAACCGGAUUUGACCAGUGACUGGAUUUGAGAAUGAUAUCAAAUAAUUACAGGAAGGAAAACCUUCGAGAUUCCAGGAGGUUUUGGUAAAGUUUCCUAGUUCCCCCGGCUGUUUUGUAUUCGUGGCUCCGUCAUGUCGCUGCUCACUCACGUUCUCGCUUGCCUUUUUGGAAUGGGCUCCUGGGUGGCCAUCAAUGGGAUGUGGGUGGAGCUCCCCCUGGUUGUAGAAAAGGCCCCGGAGAUGUGGUUACUGCCCUCCUAUCUGACAGUCCUCAUCCAGAUGGCCAACAUCGGCCCGUUCUUUGUCACCCUGAUGCACCGCUUCCGGCCUGGAGUGCUGGACGAGCGGCCCGUCAUCUACUUCAUCGUGGUGUUGGGGAUUGUCUCCACCUUCCUGCUGGCUUUCUUCUGGGAGCACACAGUGAUGAUCGCAGGCUCGCUGCGCAGCGUCCCCUUGCUGAUUUUAAGCUUCCUGCUGUCUGUGGUGGACUGCACAUCAUCCGUCACCUUCCUGCCUUUCAUGAUGACUCUGCGCCCACAGUACCUCACUACCUAUUUUGCAGGGGAAGGCCUCAGCGGUCUGGUUCCUGCACUGGUGGCUUUGGUUCAGGGUGUUGGAGUGGUUGACUGUGAAAAUGCCACCUUACAUGGAGACACAUCAACUGGUAAUUCCAGUUCAGUAGGGAGCGGUGAGCUAAUAGCCAAAUACCAGCCAGCCAAGUUCUCUGUCCAGGUCUUCUUUGUGCUCUUGAGCAUCAUGAUGGUUGUGAGCCUGGUCGCCUUUAUCCUCCUGAACCACCACCCGGCUGUAGCUCGAGAGAGAAAGAGGGAGCAGUACUUCUUUGAGGAUCAGGAAAACAAGAAGCGGGAACAAAGUUUGUCUCUGCACGCUCAGACACCGGAGCAGAAACCCAUGCUGGGUCCUCUGGAGGGGGCCACAGGAGAACCCAGGAGCUCUUUUGGAAAGGGGACGUACAGCAACUUGGAGGUGGCCUUCAUCUUUGUGGUGCUGGCUUGGGUCAAUGCGCUGACCAACGCGGUGCUGCCUUCUGUCCAGACCUUCUCCUGCCUGCCCUAUGGGAACAAGGCCUACCAUCUGGCCGCCACCAUGGCUGCCGUUGCUAACCCAGUGGCCUGCUUCAUUGCCAUGUUUGUGCCAAUAAGAUCUCUUGCCUUCAUGUGUUUCUUGACGGUGUUUGGGUCUGGAACCGGCGCCUACAUCAUGGCCAUGGCAGCGCUGAGCCCCUGCCCUUUGAUGGUCCACAGCACCUCUGGAACUGCAGUCAUCGUACUGGCCUGGAUCCUGUUUGUUCUGAGCCUGUCCUAUGUUAAGGUCAUCAUCGGGGUGAUUCUGAGGGAUGAAGGCCACAGCGCCCUCGUGUGGUGUGGGGCUGUGGUGCAGCUGGGCUCCAUGCUCGGGGCUUUGUCCAUGUUCCCGCUGGUCAGCGUCUACGGACUCUUUAAGUCGGGCGAUGUUUGCAACACAAGGUGUCCCUCCUAGUCGGACAUGUUUAAGUUGAACACGGCGUUGUAAAAGUUUUAGAAUAAAUUGCACUCCUUAUUGUAGCACUGAACUUGCUUCACGUGUUCCAGCUCUCUUAAAGAAAGUAGAGAACUUGCUGUCUUUUUCAGAUGAUGUAUUUAUAUUUGUUACAUAUGGAGAGAAGGCUACUCUGAGCUAAAGAAAGAGGCUCAUGGUCAGUGACCACAAAAGACCAAAGUUAAGUUUGAGUUCCUAAAUGUGUUACUUUGAAAUUCUGAGCUCUUCGCACUUGAACUUUGACCUAGAUGUAAAGAAGAAGCGAUAUGCUGCUUUAAGAAGAAUGGUAGUACGCCUGGCUGUACAGCGUGCCUUAACUCCUCAGUGAGGUUACAGUUCUGUUACUGUCUUUAUCUGCUCAUGUGGAAUGGAGAGACUGUUCAACAAAUGCAAAUAAACAAGGUUGUGUUUUUAUGUGAGAACCUGCUGGAAGGUUUCUGC